Messenger RNA from Solanum lycopersicum (tomato), 417 nucleotides. RefSeq lists its product as uncharacterized. Lineage: Eukaryota; Viridiplantae; Streptophyta; Magnoliopsida; Solanales; Solanaceae. The record is from RefSeq and is a predicted model, not a curated record.
AUGGAGAAGGUGAAUGUGAUUCAAGAAAUGUUGAAAACGGCACAGAGUCGCCCCAAGUCCUACACAAAUGUUAAGAGAAGAAUCUCCAACAGAGUUGAAAAUGUAGCAUAUGAGUUGGAGUUACCCCAAAAGUUAGCAACGGUUCAUCCGAUUUUCCAUGUGUCUAUGUUGAAGAAAUGCUUAGGUGAUCCUUCAUUAAUUGUACCAACUGAUAAUUUUGGGAUUACCUAUGAGGGUAUUCCGGUUCAAAUUUUGGAUCGUGAAGUUCGCAAGUUGAUAACAACAGAAGUUGAAUCAGUCAAAGUCCUUUCGAGAAAUAAAUUUGUUGAAGAUGAAACUUGGGAAGCUGAGGAGGAUAUGAAGAAGAGAUAUCUACAUGUCCUUGAAUACGGAGUGAUUGCAGAUCAAGGUACUUAA